AUGGAUAUGGUCUUUCAAAGGUCUUCGGAACCCGAUAACGCUGUCACGGCGAUUCCAAUUAAUACUGACCAAAUUUCAGAAAAAUCGGGUAUUUUGUUUACUCUAGGUGGACAAGGUAAGCAAGGAUGGCACAAGGAAUGGAUUGUUCUUUCACGAGGACGAUUAACGGAAUAUUCAGAUUGGAGACUGGGGAAAUCUCAGGUGAAGAAACCCAUAGAUAUUGCUCUCACAAGCGUCAAAGCAGUGAACCAUGAUAGACGGCAAUAUUGCUUCCAGAUAAGUACUUCCGACGGACACCACCACACGUUUCAAACAUUCAAUGAAGAAGAGCGUUCGAAAUGGCUUCGAGCUCUCUACAAUGCUGGCCAACAGGUUGAUACUACAAAGCUAAGAGAGGACCAUGGCGAGAAACAAGUGAGAAAAAACCUGGAACGAAGGAAGAACUUAGGUAGAUUGAAGACAGCAGGAAACCAUGUGGUCAACACUAUCAUACCUGGCCAAACCCAUGAUUUGUCGGUGUCUCCUGUGUCGAUUCAUUCCAAGCAAGAAAGUGAGAUGGAUUAUCUUGCAGCCGUGAGAUUCAACCCGGACGACUUGAACAACAUCUGUGCUGACUGUGGCAGUACUGAAGCCGUCGAAUGGGUAUCCAUCAACUUUUUAACGGUGUUUUGUGUACGGUGUUCUUCGUCGCACCGUAGUUUGGGUUCUCAUAUCACUCGAAUUAAGUCGCUAAAGUUGGACAAAUUUGCCAAUGAAACUGAAGCACUUUUGAAAUACGUGAGUAACCGUACUGCCAACAAUUAUUUGGAGAGUAAUUUACCGGCCAAAGAAAAAAUUUCCACUAAUGUUCUGGAUGCGAAUCGACUCGAGUUUGUUAAACGAAAAUAUGUGUUCAAGUCCUACUCUGAGAAGUACCCCGAUGCUGAUAACCUAUUGGUCAGAGCGAUACAAAAGAUUAACGUUCCUGAUGUCGCUAAAUACCUCGCAUGUGGAGCAGAUCCCAAUAUGAUCAUCAAAAUCAAUGUGAACAAAGCAAAAGAAGAACCAAGCCAGUUUCGAACCGUGACUUUGUUCGAGUAUUCGCUAAGGAAACUGAUUGAGGUCGAUACUCCCGUUGGCUCCAAAAAACUAUUUGUGGUAUCGGAACUUAUCAUCUUGAAUGGUGGAAAGGCUGAAAAGUUCAACAGCAAUUCUGACACACAAAUCAACGAAGACAAUGCUUCAGAACUCGGUCUCUCAGAAGAAGCCAUAACCUACUGGAAAGCUCGCAGCUUGAGGCUUCAAGGUCUUAAGAGCCCAACGGCAUAA
Messenger RNA from Meyerozyma guilliermondii ATCC 6260, 1308 nucleotides. RefSeq lists its product as uncharacterized. The transcript has a single exon. Gene Ontology annotation, biological process: intra-Golgi vesicle-mediated transport. Gene Ontology annotation, molecular function: GTPase activator activity. Lineage: Eukaryota; Fungi; Ascomycota; Pichiomycetes; Serinales; Debaryomycetaceae. Gene Ontology annotation, cellular component: trans-Golgi network; endosome. The record is from RefSeq and is a predicted model, not a curated record. The coding region runs from base 1 to 1308 and encodes 435 amino acids.